Messenger RNA from Nycticebus coucang (slow loris), 1953 nucleotides. It is a transcript of the gene KRABD1, whose product is annotated as KRAB box domain containing 1. Gene Ontology annotation, biological process: regulation of DNA-templated transcription. The record is from RefSeq and is a predicted model, not a curated record. The transcript is spliced from 8 exons. NCBI's taxonomy places the organism in Eukaryota, Metazoa, Chordata, Mammalia, Primates, Lorisidae. Bases 1432 to 1818 code for a protein of 128 amino acids.
AUUUUAUUCUGAAAAAGGAAAUUUUUUGAAGAAACACAGAACCUCAUGGUGCUAUCAAGUGGACCCUGGUGCUUGGAACCAGCUACAGAGUUGCCUGUUUCAGAAGCAACUCAGUCACAAAUUAAUGUCCACAAUUCUGAGCAUCUUUCUUUGUGACUAUCUGUUAGAACUGGUCAUCUCUUAUUUGGGCCCCAGAAUCCAUUCUGUCUGGGAGCAGUACCGCAGACAUUCUUUGGGAGGUAGGCUUUCUCAGCUACAUGGCUUGCUCCACCCUAAGUGCGUGGCCCUCAUUUGGCUGUGUCAAUCAGCUUAUCCUUGACCCCUGGGCCAAGGUGAUCUGAGGAGAUCCCGGAUCUUCUGGAAGAAAGAGCUUUUCUUCUUUGAGAGCUACCAAAGAAGGUAUCCCCAAUCUUUCUCUGUGGGGUAUAUAGAAAAUUGUGAGGCAUGGAACUGUAGCAACUAUUUUUUUCUAUUAAAAAGGGGAAAUUCUGGAGUUUCUAGGUGCUACCAUGUGGAGCCUGAGGAUGAAGUCAGUACCAAAGAAAAGUGGCAAAACAGAAACUAAGUCCUCGGUGACAUUAUUUGAACCACUAGACUAAGCCUUAUUGAAGCAGACCUACCUCAAAGCUUUUCAGCUAUGUGAGCCAAUAAACAUCUUUUGUCUAACUAGUUAGAUAAGAUUUUUCUGUCUUUUGCUAUUUAGCCAUACUGAUGCAACCUUGCACUUGAAAGCUCUGCUUUCUCUUAUAGCACCUUAUUGUCACGUUUUUCUCUUGCUUAGUAGUUACACAAGCUCCUCUUUUUUUUUUUUUUUUUGAGAGAGAGUCUUACUCCAUUGCUCUGGGUAAAGUGCCGUAGUGUUAUAGCUCACAGCAACCUCAACUCUUGGGACAAGCUCCUAAUUUUUAAUCUCAUGUCAGUUGCUUGGAAGUCAGUUGACUGUUGAAAUAGGUGACUCUCAUGUCCUAUAGUUAAUUUGAUAGAUACCACUUAACUGAUGCUUUAAAUCAGACCCUAAUAUACCUUCUAAACUUGAUGAAAAUAUACUCUGAGUUCCAGAUUCUCUAGUGGAUAACUUCCUAUCUCUCUGAGGUCAAAGUGAGUGAAAGAACUAGAAAUGAGGAUAUUCAAAAGGAUCCAGGCUUGUCUCGCGGGAAAUAGAAAACGGAAGCCACCAACAUUAAGGGGUCCUCCAAGAUUCCCAGAGAAUCUUUAUUGGCCAAAGAUUCAGUUGGCCGUUCAGAAUGGUGACGUGUUUCCGGUGCCACCAUUGUGUUUCCGCCUGCUGCCAUCUUAUAACGCGUGAGCGUUUGGCGUGUGAGGGUCGUCGUGUGGUGCCUGCUACCUUUGUUUGCCGAAAAGCUUCAGAAGACUCCAGGAGCCCACGCUCUUGAGACUUUUACCUUUACCCAAAGGAAUAAGAGAAGUCAGAUGGCAGCUGUGUCCUCAAUAGACAUGCCCCAGGAAUCAGUGACUUUUGAGGAUGUGGCCGUGUACUUCACUAAGAAGGAAUGGGCCAGCCUGAAUCCUGAUCAGAAGGCCUUGUACAGGGAUGUGAUGCUGGACAACUAUGAGUCUGUGGCCUUCGUAGCACCACACACUGCUAAACCCGAUUUGAUCUUUCAUUUGGAGCAAGGGAAAGAGCCCUGGUACACUCAGCUGCAGGGAGCCCUGAGCAGGAGAGACCGUAGAGCAGGCUUCACUGGAUACAUCUCAAAACUAAGAAGAUUUACUUACUUAGCUAAACUAAUAUCGCGUACCAUAAAAUCAAAACUUCCUCCAAAUCAUCAAUGCUGGGAAGACAGAACAAAGGCUUAAUUCUUGACCUUCAAAUAUCAGUUUUUCAAGUAAGGAGUGGAUUUAAGAGCCACCUUAAAUGUUGUCACAUGCACAUUUUCUUUGUAAGCCAUUCAAUUUCUAUUGAAUUAAUGUUUUCAUUGUAUUAAAGUUACU